This is a messenger RNA of Brassica napus (rape), 1925 nucleotides long. RefSeq names its product omega-hydroxypalmitate O-feruloyl transferase-like. The transcript has 2 exons. The record is from RefSeq and is a predicted model, not a curated record. Lineage: Eukaryota; Viridiplantae; Streptophyta; Magnoliopsida; Brassicales; Brassicaceae. The coding region runs from base 212 to 955 and encodes 247 amino acids. Gene Ontology annotation, molecular function: acyltransferase activity, transferring groups other than amino-acyl groups.
CCGGUAUCAAAUCUUAUGCGUAUAAGUAAACACAUUGAUUGUGGGAUCCAUAUUUACUAACCAUGGAUAAUUUUAUACUAUAAUUUACAUGCAAAUAACCAUCUCUCACCAUUUGUUAGUCUAUAUAAUAUAGAUUAAGCUUCAAACCCAAAAAUACAAACUCACUCAAAACACAAUUAAAUUAGAGAGAGAGAGAGAGAGAUCGGGAAAAAUGGGUGCUUCCUAUCAAGAAUGUUCAUCAUUGCUUCUUCAAGAUCUCAAAGUAGCGAUCAAAGAAUCAUAUCUCAUUUUCCCAUCCGAAGAAACUUUAACCCAUGAGAGAAAACCUAUGUUCUUGUCCAAUGUCGACCAAGUUCUCAACUUUGAUGUCCAAACGGUUCAUUUCUUCCGACCUAACAAAGAUUAUCCUCCGGAGAUUGUGUCAGAGAUGCUGAGAAAGGCGAUGGUGAGAGCAAUGGACGCUUACGACCUUUUGGCCGGGAGACUUCGCCUGAACCCUAGCUCUGGAAGACUGAAUGUUGACUGUAACGGUGCCGGAGCUGGGUUUGUAAUGGCUGAGAGUGAGUACACUUUGGAGGAACUUGGAGAUUUGGUUUAUCCAAAUCCAGCUUUUGUUGAACUGGUUACAAGUCAGCUUCAAUCUUUGCCUAAAGAUGAUCAACCAUUGUUUGCUUUUCAGGUGACAUCAUUCAAGUGCGGUGGAUUUGCAAUGGGAAUCUCAACAAACCAUACAACGUUCGAUGGACUUAGUUUCAAAACAUUUCUCGACAACUUAGCCUCUCUACUAAGUGAUAAGCCCUCAUCAACACCACCUUGCAACGACCGUACUCUUCUCAAAGCUCGUACUCCACCACGUGUCACAUUCCCACACCACGAGCUUGUCCAACUCCAAGACUCGAACACAACAGUCUUCGAAGCCACUUCUGAGCACUUAGAUUUGGUGAUCCUCGUAUGAAAGCUCCUCAUUCUGUUCUUCAUCACUAAUCUCCUUGUGAGAGUCCAGCAUUUUCACAUAGGCAUCAUUUUUUUUGUUCUCAAUCAUUUGGACCUCUCUCUCAAUUGUUAAGGCAUGUUGUAGAGAGUCUUCAAGUGCCAAUUCCUCUAGAAGCUCAUCAGCUAAAACCUCCAUCUCCUCAAUGUAGAAGGUUUGGCUUUGAGUAAUAGGCUUCUUCAUCACCUCUUUGAUGUCAAAGUGAAGGAUGUUUCUCUUUCCAAGGUGAAGAUCAAUCUUCCCUUCCUUAACAUUCACAACUGCUCCUGCUGUAGCCAAGAAAGGUCUCCCCAAUAUCAAAGGAUCUGUUGGUUCUUCAUCCAUCUCCAACACCACAAAAUCUGUAGGAAUCUCACAAUUUCCAACCAUAACAGGGAGAUCUUCUAGGAUACCAAUGGAAAUCUUCACUGAGCGAUCAGCUAGUACAAGAGAGAGUCUACACUUCUUGUAUUGUGUAAAGCCAAGCCUUUUAGCAAUGGAGAGAGGCAUAAGGCUCACACUUGCUCCCAAAUCGCAUAGACACCUCUCAAAAGCAUAUUGCCCAAUGGCACAAGGUAAAGUGAAGCUUCCUGGAUCUUCAAGCUUCUUAGGGAUGGUUAGCCUUUGGAUAAUAGCACUACACUCAUGAGUAAGAACCACCAUGCCUUCCAUCUCCUUCUUCUUCUUAGUUACAGCAUCCUUGAGGCACUAGCAUGAAGGCAUCAAUUAUGGGCAUAGUAAUCUGAACUUCACUCAUUUGCUUCUCAAAUAAGGCCUUGUAUUGCUCCAAAAGCUGUCUCUUGAAUCUACCGGGAAAAUGAAGUUUUGGUUCAUAGGGAGGAGGAUUGAAUAGAGCUCCUUUUGAUGAAGUAUCAGCUUCAUUCUUGUUCUCCCCCUUCUUUUCUUCUCCAAGUUUACCCUUCUCUUUUGCUUCAACUAUUUUCUCCAAGAUCUC